Molecule: messenger RNA, 642 nt
Organism: Nymphaea colorata (pocket water lily)
Lineage: Eukaryota; Viridiplantae; Streptophyta; Magnoliopsida; Nymphaeales; Nymphaeaceae
Exons: 1
Coding region: 1-642 (213 amino acids)
Source: RefSeq, a predicted model, not a curated record
AUGGAUAUUGACAUCAAGGUGACGGGUGUCAUUGCAGAAAUGACACACCCCGAAGCUAUUCACCCAGCCGGCAGCGGGUUCCUAUUAAAGAUAGGGUUCUUCCUGAAUGACACAUUAAAGGUCAUCGGGGAAGAUGGUAAGGUGAUAAAAACCCAACGCUGCUAUGAGCAAAAGAUUCUCACCAGGUAUUCUACACAAAUUCGUGACGCUAGUUAUGUGGAGCAACUGGCCUAUAGGACCCUCCACGAGAACAUGGAUAUGGAUCCCCAGGCAGCAAAGAAGGCGAAAGCUGAGGUUGCUAGAACCAUUAUGAACAAGAUGGAAUCGGCCAGGUACGACGAUCCAUCUAUUUGGAACAUUUGUCUAGAGAUCCGUGUAGAAUGCACUAUAGAGAUAAAUGACGAAGAGGUUGGUGAACCCAAUGGCGAACAUGGCUGCAAUCGGCUCCUCGAGCGCCUUGGCGACGAUGACUGUGCCAUAUGCCAUGAAGAGUUCAACUCGACCAAGCACAUCGUCGUCACCACAUGCCACCAUACCUACCAUCGUUCGUGUCUCUUCAAGUGGUUCUCCCAUGGAACUCACACCUGCCCAACCUGCCGAUCCGACUUGGCUCCGGUCGCUGGACUUCCAAUCAAAUUUUGA